AUGAACAAGAAGUCGCUAAUAGAAUCUCUAGCACCACCGGAUUGGUUAGUGAGCAGACUACAGGUUCUCCAGACGUAUAGGUGGUGGUUGUUCUCUAUGCGCCCUGGACUACGAAGCAGAGCUGGCGAUCCGCCAGUUGAGACCCGGGUUACUCAAGCCGAAGCUCCCGCUGAAGCCGGAGAAGGGUCGGCCUCCGUGGUCCAAGAGCCAGCAGCAUGUUGCUCUCUUGAUGAAGCGCCGUGUACGCCGCGCAAAGCCCGGGCCUCUCGGCGUUCGAGGAAGCGGGUUCGGUUCUCUGAUCCUGGUUGCCACAUCGACCAAGAUAAUACCCCAGAGCAAAGCGAUCCAUCGACUGGACUAACACCACUCGUGUCGCGGACUACACUUCUCGCAGAUCAAACUGGAGAUGCCGCUGUUCAUACAUCACGAAGUGGUAGAAAACGGCGAGACUCGCGUCUGCGGCACUCUGAUCCUGCCAUUUAUUCCCAACUUCGACAGACACAGGCAGAGAUGGCAAUGUCAACCCCUGACUCAAACAUAUUCCGGUAUCUACGUUUUCAUGAUAUCCUUGAUCCGCGAUCUAGGAGGCGGAUACAACGCCUCGGCUUUAGUGAAGCAAUGAAUGAGAUUGAUCGAAGACGGAAAGAAGAGAAGAGGCUCCAGAGGCAAAAGGACGAGCAGAUGAGGCAACUGCAGAUGGAAGUCGAGUCGUUAAGAAACCAAAGGAUGGAGAUAGACUGCCAACAUUCAACCACAGAGGAGAGCGUUUGCAAGACCCCAGAAAGGAGUGAAAGGCAACACUCUCAUCCCAUAGAAGAAUCCUUAUUGACUCCCUGCCCGAAUACGAGCGGAGAUUCUGCGGCAAUAAUGGACGAUGACACGAUGGAUGAGGAUUUUAGCGCACCAAACAGCCCUCUAUGGACGCCCAUGGCCAGCAGUACUCCAAUAUCAACGUUUGGGCGUGCGGUCUCGUCAACAACUUUAUCCGACCCAAAUACGUUGGCCCAGAUUGAGCAGCUUACUAGUGAACUUAACGACAAAAACAGAGAUCAGUUGUACCUUUUUGAGGAAUGGCAAAGGAUCUCAGGACAGCCCAAUGCUGUUACCCAGGAUAAUGAAUCUGGAGAAGAACACAGCGCUUUACCCCCGCCUGACCUGGCAAAGCAGGUCAUUGCAACACUGCAAGAUGCAACUGUCAGGGCAGCUGAGGCAGUUCAAAAUGUGAAAGAUCUUCAAAGUGAGCUCUCUGGUCAUGGCUUUGAUGGAGAAAGUGCGGCGGAAAUUAUUGCCGGUAUCGAAGCGCAUUUCCGACAUGCAAGAGUGGAGCUCGAAAGGCUGGUUCCAGGGGAAACAGCAAACGCAAGCUUAUCAAACUGGAAAGCUAUUAUUGAUGCUUUAGUUGAUCGAAUCCACCGUUUGGUACGCGGAUUAACACAGGCCAAAGAUCAAAUUAAAAGUGGCGAGGAUCGCGAAAGAGCGCUAAGAAAGCAGUUCGAUGCCACUCUAUUCCGAUUGGAGCAAGAGACAAAGGAGAAAAACAAAUUAGGGAAAUAUGCGGAAUCGAUCGCGGAGGAUACGCUUAACAUGCGCAUCAAGCUACAGAAUAUGGAAAGAGACAUGAAAGAGCAAGAAACAGACAAGAUCCGGCUGCAAGAUGCGUUAAGCAAGUAUAGAGAGGACUUACUCAUGCUUGAGAGGCUGAAUUCAGAACUAGAAGACGAGGUGGCUGCUUCAGAGAAGAAAGCAGAGAAACUGACAAUGUUGAAUAACCGAAUGAGGGAUGCAGGCAAUCUCUCCCAGGCAAGAAUAUUUGAGCUCGAAGGCCGCCUCAAGAGAGAGAAGGAAACGACUGCAUCCAUCGAGGCGUCCCUUCAUCAAAGCGAUUUGAAGGUCUUGGAGCUUAACAAGAAGAUAAAGCUUCUUGAAACUGAGAAGGAAGAAGUGAUUUCUGCCCUGGAGAUGGCUGCCAAAGAACAGUCUGUCGAGCAUCAGAAGGAAGUUGGAAACCUCAACCUUCGUCUGUCCGCCAUCUCGACCUCGCUCAACGAAACCAAGGCCGAAAACGCAACUUUGCAGUCUGAAAAGGCACAGUUAGAGAAACGGCAGAGGAACAUGGAACGUAUAUCCUGGAAUGCAAUCCGACAGACCCAGCAGAAACAGCGCGAAGCCAUGAAGGCCAUUGUUGAAUGGCAAAACGGGAUCCAGCUACUGGCCAAGGAUGCUGGUCGACCAAGCACCUGUGGCGACGCCAUGGCUGGCCUACGACACUCCUUUAAUGGUUUCGGAAGCGAGCCCAUCACACCAGAGACCGUGAGCAGAUUCAAAAAUGUAGAGAUUGGGAAGGGGAAGAAACGCAGACGGUGUCCAGAUUCCGGGGUCAACAUGGUGGUUGAAGAAGACGUGUGGUCCGAGUCCGAAGCACUCCCUUCGAGUGCAUGCAAGCCUACAACGGCAUUCCCUAUUAUAUCACCAAUCUCUCCGCGAGCGUGA
Molecule: messenger RNA, 2490 nt
Organism: Trichophyton benhamiae CBS 112371
Lineage: Eukaryota; Fungi; Ascomycota; Eurotiomycetes; Onygenales; Arthrodermataceae
Exons: 1
Coding region: 1-2490 (829 amino acids)
Source: RefSeq, a predicted model, not a curated record